AAACACUUCGUAUCCACACCGACUUCGCACGGAGGGUACUUGUGCGCAGUGCGAAAUGGCGGAGCUGGAAUGUACCACAGUAGCAGAAGCUGAGGAGGAGGCUCGCUGAGGUAGUCGGCGAACAGGCUCAGCAGCGUACUGGAGUACCUCUACGACGAGCAGCUCAGACGCAUCCUAGAGGUAUAAAGCAUGCUGUCUUCUCCGCCUAAUUACUUUCCAUCAUCACCACCAACAAUCCAAACCAACAAUCCACUCUUCUCUUCCACUUCCCUUUCGGUUUCUUUCCGUUUCCUGAGUUUUACGCAUCUCCUUACGACACUCACUCCACGAAUCAACCUUCAACCCACCAAAUCAAUCCAAUCCAACCAAAAAUCAAUCAAUCAAAAUGCAGUUCACUCUCGCCCUCGCCGCCGCCAUCUUCGCCUCCGCCAUCAGCGCGGCCCCGGCUAUGCAAUCCCGCGACACCGUCUACCCCCUCAUCAAGGUCUCCGUCAUGAACGACCAAACGGGCCGCUUUGCAACUGUCGAAAUCCCCGGUGACGGCCACGCGCACGCACUUCCCGACCUCUUCCGCGACAGCCCAAUCGACCAGGACGGCGCCAUCAUGGCCACUUCGGCGCAAUUGAUCUCGUACACACCCCUGACGCAUUGCUUCUUCCAGAACGUCAACGACAUUAUCAACAUGUACGGAAAGGGCCAGAAUUAUGUGGAUUUGGACGGCCAGGCUGGUGUUGCUGCUCCCCGCAACAUGAACGCGUUCAAUCUGCAGUGCAACGCUUAAGGGAUUACAGAUUGAGAUGAGAGGAGCAGUGGAUCUUGCAUUUUGGUUUUGUCUUUGGAAUUUUUUUUUUUUUUUUUGCAUAGCAUAGCGUCGGGGGUUUUGAGCUUGGCUUUCAGAAAUUUCGCUUCUUGUCGCUCGUUCA
Molecule: messenger RNA, 923 nt
Organism: Trematosphaeria pertusa
Lineage: Eukaryota; Fungi; Ascomycota; Dothideomycetes; Pleosporales; Trematosphaeriaceae
Exons: 1
Coding region: 386-781 (131 amino acids)
Source: RefSeq, a predicted model, not a curated record